AUGGAAGUGUGUAAAUUAGUUGAGGGACAACGUUAUAAUCGCGCAUUGAAUGAAAGGCAAGCAGCAGAUUUCAUGAAAUUUUCCUGUAAGACAUCCCGUGUCCGUGCAAACAAAAUUAGACAACGAAAUGGCUGUAGUUCUCCAAGUUUACAUUAUCAUAUUUCUUCUCGUAAUGCUACCAUUGUUCCUCGUGACGGGAAAUGGAAUUUGAUUUACAAUAAAGUUGCUACUGGGGCCACACUUGAUUCAUGGUCAUGCGUUGCUUUUGGAAAUUUCGAAAUUGAAACCAUACUAUAUUUUAUUAGAGAAUUAGUUACUACAUUUCAGGCGCUGGAUUGA
Molecule: messenger RNA, 339 nt
Organism: Funneliformis mosseae
Lineage: Eukaryota; Fungi; Glomeromycota; Glomeromycetes; Glomerales; Glomeraceae
Source: the annotation of a GenBank genome assembly